AUGUCAGUCAGUCCCACGCCCUCGCUCCAGCUGGCCGAGUACCUCGAGAAGCUCCCAGGUACGACAUUUAGGAAGCUGUACCAGCAGCCCUCGACAGCGUUUGCCAUCUUUCGUCGCAUGCUCCCGCACUUGGCGAAAACCUUUGUCAUGCGAAUUCUCUACAUGCCCAAAGCUAUACUGCUCAGUGACCUCGAUGAUUGGGUUAAGCCGAGCGCCAAACGGCAAAAGGAUCAAGCCCUAUCCAUCAUGCGCGUCCUCUACAUCGUCCAGAUCACGGCGCCCUCGAAAGAUCGACCACAGGAGAUGCAGCUCACGGCAAACUUCAAGACCUCGCUUCGCCUCGCCCUCUCCGGCGGCGGCACCCACAACUCAUUCGGCGUUCCCUCGAGCCUGCAAGUCCCCCCCGAGAUCGACACCCCCUUCCUCGACCGUUAUGCCCGAAAAAGGUGGGAGGACAUCCUGCACUAUGUUGUUUCUAGUGUCGGCUUCAAGAGCGCCAGCGAGGUUUCCGGGCCGAAUAAGAACGUGAAGGAACUCCUCAUCGCAGGACGGCUGGUCGACCGCCGACCCAAUGGUGGCGUGGGCAUCACUCAGGCAGGUUUUACUUUCCUGUUGCAGGAGGCCAACGCCCAGGUGUGGACGCUUCUGCUGCUUUGGAUUGAGGCUAUGGAUACCAGAAAGGAGCUCGAGGCGACCGACAUGCUGUCGUUCCUCUUUGUGCUUGCGAGCAUGGAGCUCGGCCGCGCCUACGACACCAAUGCCCUGACAGAUCAGCGCAAGAACAUGUUGGUAUACCUUGUUGAGUUUGGUCUCAUCUACAUUCCCAAUCACAAGUGGUCCAUGUUCUUCCCUACGCGCCUCGCUACGACUCUCACUAGCAGCGGAAACAGUCUCCGCAGCAUCAGUGACGGCGUCGCAGCCGCCACAGCUGCGGCCUUGGCGCCAGGCCAGUCCAACCCAUCUGGUGGCAACGCGGACCAAAAGGGCAGUGUCAUUAUCGAGACCAACUACCGUCUCUACGCCUACACUCAGUCCACCCUGCAAAUCGCCGUCAUUGCUCUCUUUGCCAAGCUCAACAUGCGUUUUCCCGACAUGGUGGCCGGUCGUCUCUCGCGUCAGUCUAUUCGCCAGGCUAUCAACUUCGGCAUUACGGCCGACCAGAUCAUCUCUUACCUCGCCGCUCAUGCGCAUGACCAGAUGCACCGCACUGCCGCCCUCAACAACAAACCCGUCCUGCCCCCGACGGUUGUAGAUCAGAUCCGUCUCUGGCAGCUCGAGAACGAGCGCAUGAAGACAACUGGCGGCUUCCUCUUCAAGGACUUUGAGGACCACCGCGAGUACAUGGCCGUUGCGGGCUUCGCUGAGGAGGUUGGUGUGCUGGCCUGGCGGAAUGACGUGAAGGGAAUGUUCUUUGCGAGCAAGCACGAACAGAUCCGCGACUACCUACGGAUUCGGAAGAAGGCCGAGUAA
This is a messenger RNA of Ilyonectria robusta, 1470 nucleotides long. RefSeq names its product transcription factor Tfb2-domain-containing protein. The coding region runs from base 1 to 1470 and encodes 489 amino acids. Gene Ontology annotation, biological process: nucleotide-excision repair. Gene Ontology annotation, molecular function: double-stranded DNA binding; ATPase activator activity. Lineage: Eukaryota; Fungi; Ascomycota; Sordariomycetes; Hypocreales; Nectriaceae. The transcript is spliced from 3 exons. The record is from RefSeq and is a predicted model, not a curated record. Gene Ontology annotation, cellular component: transcription factor TFIIH core complex; transcription factor TFIIH holo complex.